UUGCACUAGAGGGUGCUAAACUAUCAUGCGGCUUGUUAAACUAUCACAGGCAUCGUGAAAACCUUUGCAAACACCAUAAACUUGCACUAGAGUGUGUUAAACCAUCAUUUGGCGCAUAAAAAUAUCAUUCGUACCAUAAAAUACCGCUGAAAACCGCCAAUUGCUUGCUUCAGGGGAAAACCUAGGAAAAAAAAGCUUCUGGAACAUUUGGAAGGGUUCAAGGUAACCCUUACGUAAAGGCCAGCGACUGGACGAGAGAGAGAGAGAGAGAGAGAGAGCCAGCCAGCCAGCCAGCACAUGUUUCCCCCUGGCCGUGACUUCGAAUAACUUGAGACAGCGUACAGUGACCAGCAACAUGAGCAACCAGGUGCCUGCCCUCACCAAGCCCGCCCCAGCCUUCAGUGGCACGGCAGUAGUGAAUGGGCAGUUCAAGGACAUCUCCCUGAAGGAUUACAAUGGGAAGUACCUGGUUCUCUUCUUCUACCCUCUUGACUUCACCUUCGUCUGCCCCACGGAAAUCAUCGCCUUCUCUGAGCGUGCCGAGGAGUUCCGCAAGAUUGGGUGUGAGGUCGUUGCCUGCUCCACCGACUCCCACUUCUCUCAUCUUGCCUGGGUGAACACUCCACGCAAGGAUGGUGGCUUGGGACAGAUGAACAUUCCCCUCCUGGCAGACAAGUCCAUGGAGAUCUCAAAGGCCUAUGGUGUGCUGAAGGACGACGCCGGCCUGUCCUUCCGAGGGCUCUUCAUCAUUGACGACCACCAGAACCUACGACAGAUCACCAUCAAUGAUUUGCCUGUUGGCCGCGAUGUUGACGAGACUCUGCGUUUGGUCCAAGCCUUCCAGUUUGUCGACAAGCACGGAGAAGUGUGCCCAGCUGGGUGGAAGCCCGGCAGCAAGUCAAUGAAGGCAGACCCUGUUGGCAGCAAGGAGUACUUCAAGGCUGUGAACUGAGCUGCAGCUGUUCAAUAAUUUGUCUACCUAUGUACUCUUGGGAUUCCAGAAAUGAUUAAUGAUAGCAAUGUACUGAAUAGUGAAUGUCAUGAAUGAAAUUGAGUCUUUUUUGUUAGUUUGUGUUACAUGUUAAUACUUUUUUUUUUGUACAAAAGAGUUUGAGUAAUCAAAAAUACAGUUAGUUAUGAAUGUUUGAAAUGAAAUAUAUUUUUUGUCAUGUUCUUAUCACAUGGUCAGUACUUUUAUGUAUGGCACUAUUUUUUUUUUCUUCAAUUCCAAUUAUGUGUUAUUGCUUUAAUGCCAAAAUUAGGCUUCUAAAAAAUGUGUAAUGUAGACUUUCUUUUACAUUAAUAACGGAACUAAACUGUGUCAAAUCAUUCAAAACAAUGUAUCUGAUUUAUCUUUACAUUAUUUUUUUCCUGUCAUUAUAAGGUCAGUAGUUUUUUGCAGGAUAUUUCAGGUCAGUAACUUGUGUAGCGUUAAAUGUUUUCCUUGUUUUGCUUUAGGAGUCACUAUGAUUACUGAGAACAGAUGGAGCAGCAGCUAUGAAGUGAGGCUAUGAUGGAACAUUGUGUUUCCAGGUGCAGCUAAUUAAGUGAAUGAUCUCUGCGGAAAUUAACAAUAAAGUGUAGAAUUGUC
Messenger RNA from Portunus trituberculatus (swimming crab), 1591 nucleotides. Its product is annotated as peroxiredoxin 1-like. Lineage: Eukaryota; Metazoa; Arthropoda; Malacostraca; Decapoda; Portunidae. The record is from RefSeq and is a predicted model, not a curated record. Gene Ontology annotation, cellular component: cytosol. Gene Ontology annotation, biological process: cellular response to stress; response to oxidative stress; removal of superoxide radicals. The transcript has 5 exons. The coding region runs from base 356 to 952 and encodes 198 amino acids. Gene Ontology annotation, molecular function: thioredoxin peroxidase activity.